ACCCAGCUCUGGAAGUGAUUGCAGCUAUUUAGGGAGAUCUAGUAGGACAGGUAUUUGAAAUGGAGCUCCAGCCAUCUUUUGAGAGGGAUGUGGGAGCCAAGCUGAGGGGAAAUCAAAGUUGAUCAGUGGGGGGUGACAGUAGCUCGUGCUCGGCCCGGCGAACACACAAGACCACAUCCACAUGAAAAAAAAACUAUCAAAGGAAAAAGAAAAAGAAAAGAAGAAAAAUAUAUAUGGAAAUAAUAGUAUCUGCCCCUCCUCGCUCUUCUUCCACCAUUACCCCACUUUGCCUAGAAAGUACGCCAGACAGCCUCUCCGAACACUCUCAUCCACAGCUUGUCCGGUCAAACUCAAUCCUAGACACGACCCUGAUCUCGGAACUGUUCCUAUUACUAUUCACUUCGUGUCCAUUACCUCCGUGGACAGCCAUUAAAUCGCCUGCCGACACCUAUUUAAUACCAGAUCACUCCCCAAACAUUUCACCAACAACCAGUUCAAACACUUCAACAUCCCCUUUCCUACUACAUUACAUCCUCUCAUUCUCAAUGGGUACCAAAGGACGCGAAGUGCCGCGGGUCGUUUGUUGUGCCAUUCCAAUAACAAGUGCCGCCAGAAAGGUCCUCGUCAUAACAAGUAGAAAACGUCAAGAUCUCUGGGUCUUGCCAAAAGGUGGUUGGGAGUCGACGGAUGGUGUUUUAGAGGCCGCGGCCUCUCGGGAAGCCUUAGAAGAAGCGGGCGUUCGUGGUAGAAUCACGCGAUAUGUGACUACAAUCCAGUCACCGUCAACCACCUAUCACUUCUACGAGCUCGAAGUCUCGUCUCUAGAUAAAGAAUGGUUAGAAGGCAAAGAACGCACAAGAGAGUGGGUCGACUACGCAGAAGCGUACCGAAGGAUCGCGUGGAAGCCUGAGCUUGCGCAAGGUUUAUCUUUGUCGACGCUAGCGCCAAGGCGGUAGUCUUGUCGCCGCAUAUGACGCGGCCUGCAAGUGCGCCCUGUGUGGCGUGUACAUCAUUUGUUGCUGCCGCGCUCACAACUUUUAUGAAUGCCAGCUAGGACAUUUUUUCCGAGCGCCCCUACAACAUCA
Messenger RNA from Pisolithus orientalis, 1085 nucleotides. Its product is annotated as NUDIX hydrolase domain-like protein. NCBI's taxonomy places the organism in Eukaryota, Fungi, Basidiomycota, Agaricomycetes, Boletales, Pisolithaceae. Gene Ontology annotation, cellular component: nucleus; cytoplasm. The record is from RefSeq and is a predicted model, not a curated record. Gene Ontology annotation, biological process: diadenosine pentaphosphate catabolic process; diadenosine hexaphosphate catabolic process; diphosphoinositol polyphosphate metabolic process. The coding region runs from base 234 to 956 and encodes 240 amino acids. Gene Ontology annotation, molecular function: bis(5'-adenosyl)-hexaphosphatase activity; diphosphoinositol-polyphosphate diphosphatase activity; bis(5'-adenosyl)-pentaphosphatase activity. The transcript has 5 exons.